Messenger RNA from Prorocentrum cordatum, 927 nucleotides. The record is from the annotation of a GenBank genome assembly. Lineage: Eukaryota; Dinophyceae; Prorocentrales; Prorocentraceae.
AUGCCGAAGACCAAGCCUCCUAGCCUCAAGGCGAAGUUCGCCCAGGUGGACCAGGAUGGCAGCGGCAAGAUCAGCCUGGACGAGUUCAAGGCGCUCCUCAAGCAAGGGGACCCAAACAUCUCCGAGUCGUCCGUGAUGACCGUCUGGAAGAAGUGCGACAAGGACGGCAGUGGAAGCAUCAGCUCUAGCGAGCUCGCAGACUACUUAAGCAGCGGCGACAAGUCCGACUUCAAGCACCCCGGCAUGUCCCCUGCGUGCAAGACAUUCUGCGACGUCUUCGCAAGCCUGACGCUGCAGAGCGAGGCCGGGAAGGAGGCCCGCGCUCACGCCUUCACGGCCUGCGACCCCAACGGCAAUGGGUACGUGUCCCUCGCCGAAGUGGAUGGGUGGAUCCAGAAGGUCUUGAUAACCUACUUCGCGCAGGGCGAAUGCGACGGAGAUCCCAAGGAGGAGGGGACGCGCAUCUGGAAGUGCUUCCGGCCUUCCUACAUCCGCGCCCACACAGAUGCGAAGGACGUGGCAGAUUCGAAGACGUCUCACAGCGACGACUACGUGACAGCGAAGGAGUUCCGCGUCCUCUGCACCUACCUCAUCCUGUACGCAGCAAUGUACGACGCCUUCGCCCUCAUCGACGGCGGUGGUGGCACCGUCGAGGACAAGUCUGGCGACGAUCGCAGGAUGACGGCGGAGGAGUGGGCGGCAGGCUACAAGAAGGUAGCGGACCAUGGCUUCAUCGGCCUCAAGAAGGCGGCUGCAAUGGACGCCGCGGGCGCGGCGGACGUGUUCAAGAAGAUGAACAGCGGCAGGGACGCCGAUGGCAAAGAGUAUGGCAACGACAACGUUGUGAUGCUGGCAGAGUUCUGCGCGUACGUUGAGGCAGAAGAGAUUUCGGCGGGGACGGCGUGGGGAAAAGUCCUGAGCCUGUGA